Messenger RNA from Drosophila serrata, 2719 nucleotides. It is a transcript of the gene mira, whose product is annotated as coiled-coil domain-containing protein miranda. The record is from RefSeq and is a predicted model, not a curated record. NCBI's taxonomy places the organism in Eukaryota, Metazoa, Arthropoda, Insecta, Diptera, Drosophilidae.
CAACACCACGAUCUCGGCGGCUGCUGUCCUGAAUCUGCGACAGGAUCAGAGGCGUCGCAUCGAAAAGCUCAAUGGCCUGGACAUUGAGCUGUAUGCCUUUGCCAAGACGUUACUCUUUCAGCGACACAAAAGUUCACACGAGAAUGUCGUUCUCCAAGGCCAAGUUGAAGCGCUUCAAUGAUGUGGAUGUGGCCAUCUGUGGCUCGCCGGCUGCCUCCAACAGCUCGGCAGGAUCAGCGGGCAGUGCCACGCCCACAGCAGCAGCAGCAUCUGCUCCCACCGUUCAGCCAGAGCGCAAGGAGCAGAUCGAAAAGUUCUUCAAAGAUGCCGUGCGCUUUGCCUCCAGCUCCAAGGAGGCCAAGGAGUUUGCCAUUCCCAAGGACGAGAAGAAGUCAAAGGGACUGCGGCUAUUCCGUACUCCAUCUCUGCCGCAGCGCCUGCGUUUCCGUCCAACGCCCAGCCACACGGAUGCGGGGGCCAGUGGCACUGCCAGUGGAGCCUCCACGGCAGCCUCAACACCUCUGCACUCCGCUGCCACAACUCCUGUGAAGGAGGCCAAGUCCGCCAGCCGGCUGAAGGGCAAGGAGGCGCUGCAGUAUGAGAUUCGUCACAAGAAUGAGCUGAUCGAGAGUCAACUGAGUCAGUUGGAUGUCCUCAGGCGCCAUGUAGAGCAGCUCAAGGAGGCCGAGGCCAAGCUGCGCGAGGAGCACGACCUGGCCACUGCCAAGACAGAGCAGAUGAUCGCAGCUCUAACCGAAGAGAACCUCUCGCACAAGGCCCACAAUGAGCAGAUGAGCCAGGAGCACUCGCAUCUUCUGGAGCAAUUCGCCGCCUUGGAGCAGCAGUUGCAGCAGCAGCGCGAGGAGCACGAGCGUCAAGUGGAGACACUGAUUGCCGAGAGCGAGGCCCUGCGUCUGGCCAACGAGCAGUUGCAGGCGACCAACGAGGAGCGCCAGGCAGUGGAGCAGCAGCUGCAGGUGCAGCUCUCUGCCCUCCAGGCGGACGUUGCCCAGGCACGCGAACACUGCAGCCAGGAGCAGGCCAAGACGGCGCAGAACAUUGAGCUGGUCGAGAGUCUGCAGCGAAGCAACGCCACUCUGAUGGCCGAUGUUGGUCAGCUGAAGCAGCAGAUCGAGCACGAUGCCCUGGCCUAUGGACUGGAGGCCAAGAGCAGCCAGGCAGAGCUUGAGUGCCUCAAGGUGGAGCGCAACACACUGAAGAACGACCUGGCCAACAAGUGCACCCUCAUCCGAUCGCUGCAGGACGAGCUGCUGGACAAGAACUGUGAGAUUGAUGCCCACUGCGAUACCAUCCGACAGCUGUGCCGGGAGCAGGCUCGCCAUGCCGAGCAGCAGCAGGCGGUGGCCAAGGUGCAGCAGCAGGUGGAGAGCGACCUCGAGGGCGCUGUGGAGCGCGAGAAGAGCUACUGGCGCGCGGAGCUGGACAAGCGCCAGAAGCUGGCCGAGAAUGAGCUGAUCAAGAUCGAGCUGGAGAAGCAGGAUGUGAUGGUGCUGCUGGAGACCACCAAUGACAUGUUGCGCCAGCGGGACGAGAAGCUGCAAAAGUGCGAAGAGCAGCUCCGCAAUGGCAUCGACUACUACAUCCAGCUGAGCGAUGCACUGCAGCAGCAGCUGGUGCAGCUCAAGCAGGACAUGGCCAAGACCAUUACCGAGAAGUAUAACUACCAGCUGACCCUCACCAACACACGAGCCACCGUCAACAUCCUGAUGGAGCGACUAAAGAAAUCGGACGCGGAUGUCGAGCAGUUCCGCGCGGAGCUGGAAUCGGUGCAGCUGGCCAAGGGAGCUUUGGAGCAGAGCUACCUGGGACUGCAGGCGGACGCGGAGCAGCUGCGCCAGCAAUUGGCCGAAAGCCAGGAGGCACUCUCCGCAUUGCGCUCAUCCUCCCAGACGCUGCAAAGCGAGGUAUCGUUGAAGGAGUCCAUGCUCCACGAGCUGCUUGCCGGCGAGGCUGAGACGUUGGCAAAAUUCAAUCAGAUUGCUAACUCGUUCCAGGAGCGUAUCGACGGCGAUGCCCAGCUGGCCCACUACCACGAGCUGCGUCGCAAGGACGAGACCCGCGAGGCCUACAUGGCGGACAUGAAGCGGGCCCUUGACGAGUUCGCCACCGUGCUGCAGUUCGCCCAGCUGGAGUUGGACAACAAGGAGCAAAUGCUGGUGAAGGUACGAGAGGAGUGUGAGCAGCUCAAGCUGGAGAACAUCGCCCUCAAGUCUAAGCAGCCGGCUUCGGCAGCUGUUCUGCUGGGAACACCCGGCAAGGCCAACCGGUCGAACACUACCGAUUUGGAGAAGAUUGAGGAUCUGCUGAUCGACACUGAGCUGCGCUCCGAGUGCGACAAGAUUACCUCCUGGCUGCUAAACUCCUCGGAGAAGUGCGUACGCCAGGAUAGCAGCAGCGAGAUCAGCGAGCUCCUCGCCUGCAAGUCCUCGCCCCGCCCUGCUCCGCGCACACCCAAGGCGGCGCCACAGACCCCGCACACACCGCGCAGUCCGCGCACGCCACGCACCCCUCGCACUCCCAAGUCCGCCGCAGGAAGCACGCCCAAGAAGACGGUCCUGUUCGCCGGCAAGGAGAAUGUGCCCAGUCCGCCCCAGAAGCAGGUGCUUAAGGCGCGCAACGUCUAGGCCGAUUCUUAAUUUUAUCCGUACCAUUUACUAUAUUGUUCUAUUUAUAAAUUAUAUAAAUUAAACCUUAGCUA